UAUCCUAUUUUCCCCACACCCACCCUGUUAACACUGUCACAGUGGAGGUUACGUUUCUAAUACAUGGACUUUGUGGGGCACGAUUCAAUCCAUAGCUCCUACUAACAAUCCCAAAUCUAUACGUUAUGUACAAUCAGUAGAAAAACUGAUGUAAUGAUUGGGGGGGCUGUCCUGUAAUCUCCGCAUUGAUUCUCUCCCUUUUGCGUGAUUACAAAAUGCUGUAUUCUGCGGACCUCCUUUGAUGCAUAUUCCAAGACAACUUGGCUGUGUGUCUUCAGGGACUGCAUUUCCUCAUAUGAGUAUACACACAAACAAACUCCUUGCUGUAUACUUUUGGCCUCACCAUCUUUUUUUAGGUCAACAGUGUGAAUGCAUUCAGAGCCUCCAAGAACUCUCCGUUCGCCAGUCUCACAUUUUCCUGUUGUUUUAAAACACCCAUCACCCCUUCACUCAAAGUUGCUGUCCAAGGAAGGCUUUUGGAUUUAGGACCCCUACUAGGGCAGAGGUUAUUUAUUUAAUUAAUAAAAUUAAGCGGCUUAAAAGGUAUCUCCUACUUCGUUGUUUUGCCUAGGGAACGCCCUAUCAUGUGACGUUAUUUGUCUGAUUGAGUUAUGCGUUUGCUCUUAGCUGAUGCGAUUAUCCCAUGAUAAAAGCUCGGUCUGAGUCUGGCCGGUUACUCAGUCAGUCCGAGCGCGGGGCUGACAACAGUGAGGUCGAGCAUCGGUCCGGCACCAGCCAGCUGCCAAAGGACAGAACACUUGGUCUGCUCAGAGCAGAACCGAAUUGGCCUCGUGUUCCCGGAACUACAAGUCCCAGAAGGCCUUGCAGCCCGGGCGCCCGCGCGUCGCGAGCCGCUUCCUUUCCGCCGCCGGUCGCCAGAAAAGACCCGCCCCGCUCUGCUGUCGCUCGCGCUGGAAGAAGCGGAAGAAGAUGGCGCUCACCAGCUUUUUACCUGCACCUACUCAGCUAUCUCAGGACCAGCUUGAGGCUGAAGAAAAGGCAAGAUCUCAGAGAUCACGGCAGACCUCACUGGUCUCAUCCCGAAGAGAACCUCCCCCAUACGGGUACCGGAAAGGCUGGAUACCUAGGUUAUUAGAGGAUUUUGGAGAUGGAGGUGCUUUUCCAGAGAUCCAUGUGGCCCAGUAUCCCCUGGAUAUGGGACGAAAGAAAAAAAUGUCGAAUGCACUGGCCAUUCAGGUGGAUCCUGAAGGGAAAAUUAAAUAUGAUGCAAUUGCUCGACAAGGACAGUCGAAAGACAAGGUCAUUUAUAGCAAAUACACUGACCUGGUUCCAAAGGAGGUUAUGAAUGCAGAUGAUCCAGACCUGCAAAGACCUGAUGAUGAAGCUAUUAAAGAGAUAACAGAGAAGACAAGAGUAGCCUUAGAAAAAUCCGUAUCACAGAAGGUUGCUGCAGCCAUGCCAGUUCGAGCAGCUGAUAAACUAGCUCCUGCUCAGUAUAUCCGAUACACACCAUCUCAGCAAGGAGUGGCUUUCAACUCUGGAGCUAAGCAGAGGGUUAUUCGGAUGGUAGAAAUGCAGAAAGAUCCAAUGGAGCCUCCGAGGUUUAAGAUUAAUAAGAAAAUUCCCCGCGGUCCACCUUCUCCUCCUGCACCUGUCAUGCAUUCUCCUAGCAGAAAGAUGACUGUAAAGGAACAACAGGAGUGGAAGAUUCCCCCUUGUAUUUCUAACUGGAAAAAUGCAAAGGGUUAUACAAUUCCACUGGACAAACGUCUGGCUGCUGAUGGAAGAGGACUACAGACAGUACACAUUAAUGAAAAUUUUGCCAAACUGGCUGAAGCCCUAUACAUUGCCGAUCGAAAGGCUCGUGAAGCUGUGGAAAUGCGUGCUCAAGUAGAAAGAAAGAUGGCUCAAAAAGAAAAGGAGAAACAUGAAGAGAAACUUAGAGAAAUGGCCCAGAAAGCCAGGGAGAGGAGAGCUGGGAUCAAAACCCAUGUGGAAAAAGAGGAUGGGGAGGCACGUGAGCGGGAUGAAAUUCGGCAUGAUAGGCGAAAAGAAAGACAGCAUGACCGGAAUCUUUCCAGGGCAGCUCCUGAUAAGAGGUCAAAACUACAGAGAAAUGAAAAUCGAGAUAUCAGUGAAGUCAUUGCUCUUGGUGUGCCUAAUCCUCGGACCUCCAAUGAAGUUCAAUAUGAUCAAAGGCUCUUCGACCAAUCCAAGGGUAUGGACAGUGGAUUUGCAGGUGGAGAAGAUGAAAUUUAUAAUGUUUAUGAUCAAGCCUGGAGAGGUGGUAAAGAUAUGGCCCAGAGUAUUUACAGGCCCAGUAAAAAUCUGGACAAGGACAUGUACGGUGAUGACCUAGAAGCCAGAAUAAAGACCAACAGAUUUGUUCCUGACAAGGAGUUUUCUGGUUCAGACCGUAGGCAGAGAGGCCGAGAAGGACCAGUUCAAUUUGAGGAAGAUCCUUUUGGUUUGGACAAGUUUUUGGAAGAAGCCAAACAGCACGGUGGCUCUAAAAGACCCUCAGAUAGCAGCCGCCCCAAGGAACAUGAGCAUGAAAGCAAAAAGAGGAGAAAGGAAUAGAUACACAUCUCUUCAAAGUAAAUGAACUAUUAUCCAGAACCCAAAUGAUGCAAGUCAUAAGGGGGAACACUUUGUAAAUGUUCAGGAUGAAACCAAAUCUGCAUGCCAGAUUCCAGUGCUACUUUUUAUUAUGGGAGAAAGGGGGGAUAGAAAAUUCUACUUGGAAUUAUUUAGUUUUUUUAAAGAGUGGGUUGUUUGUGCUUCUUCUGCCUUUUGACAUUUAUAGAACAUACUGCCCCACACACGAAAUUAAGACCACUUCCUUUUGUGUGACACUAGUAGUUUGGGGUUGAUAUUUUAAGAACUGCUUAUGAAUAAAGUCACACCACAAUGAGUAGGAACAUGUUCACAUAUUGGAAGUGUCCUGCCAAGUGAAUUUUACCCCCAUUGAGCUCUGUUUUAAUUUGGAGUGGGGAAAGUAAGCUCUUGCUUGGUGCAACUAUUUGUUUCAAAUAAAAACAUUUAGACAAAA
Messenger RNA from Galeopterus variegatus (Sunda flying lemur), 3013 nucleotides. It is a transcript of the gene SNW1, whose product is annotated as SNW domain containing 1. The transcript is spliced from 14 exons. The coding region runs from base 931 to 2541 and encodes 536 amino acids. Gene Ontology annotation, cellular component: spliceosomal complex. The record is from RefSeq and is a predicted model, not a curated record. Gene Ontology annotation, biological process: mRNA splicing, via spliceosome. Lineage: Eukaryota; Metazoa; Chordata; Mammalia; Dermoptera; Cynocephalidae.